AUGCCCUUGAGCGCCUUGUUGAGUCGCUGGAUCUUCCGGCGCUCCUAUAGCUUUCUGGAGUGGAUCGCCCUCACGGUCUUGAUGCUGAGCGCCAGCGCCUUUGUACUCCUGCAGAACUCGGCAUCAGGGAGCCAGACGGAGAGCAUUUUUAAUACCGGAAUCAGCUACGUCCUGCUCUCCGUGGUGAUGUCCUGUUUGGCCUCCAUGCUCUCCGAGAAGAUCAUGAAGGCCGGCAACAGCCACUUCUACAUUCAGAAGGUAAAUCUGGAUGUGGGAAGCUUUUUCACAUCGAUCAUCAUGCUUUGGGUCUGCGGUGCAACCAGCAAGCGCGACCAAGACGCCUUCUGGAAGCAACGCCCUGUGGAUGGCAGGAUGGAGUCUGGAAUUUUUGUGGCCUGGAAUUGGCAGAUGAUUAUUGUGCUGGUGGUGACGCUGUUGCAGAACUGGCUGGCAGGAUUCGUCGCAAAGCGCUUGUCCACGGUGAUCCGAUCGAGCGCCCAACAGCUCUCGCUGCUGAUCGUCUACUUCGUCGGGGAUCUCUUGCUGAACCAAAAGCCCUUUGAUUGGCCGGUCGGCACGACGGCCUUGGUGAUCGCGCUCUCAGUGCAGGUCUUUGUCUUCGCAGGUCAAGCUGUCAAGGAGCAAGCUGCACGGACUGGAUCGUCGGGCUGUUGA
Durusdinium trenchii is the source of this 675-nucleotide messenger RNA. NCBI's taxonomy places the organism in Eukaryota, Dinophyceae, Suessiales, Symbiodiniaceae. The record is from the annotation of a GenBank genome assembly.